Penicillium angulare is the source of this 1158-nucleotide messenger RNA. RefSeq lists its product as uncharacterized. Bases 1 to 1158 code for a protein of 385 amino acids. The record is from RefSeq and is a predicted model, not a curated record. Lineage: Eukaryota; Fungi; Ascomycota; Eurotiomycetes; Eurotiales; Aspergillaceae. The transcript has a single exon.
AUGCCUAUCGAUCCAAAGAGCGUGCUAGGCCGCUAUCGCCAGCUAGCCCCCUCCGCCUCGGUACGAGUUUCGCCAUUAUGCCUAGGCACAAUGACAUUCGGCGGCACACACCCAGAGAAAUACGGCGUAUGCACCAAAGAAGAAGCCUUCGCAAUGAUGGAUUUCUUCUACGAGAACGGUGGCAACUUCUUCGACACAGCAAACUCCUAUCAAGACGGCCAAUCCGAAAUCUGGUUAGGUGAAUGGAUUACCUCUCGAAAGAAUCGCGACGAGCUAGUGAUUGCCACCAAAUAUACGUCCGGAUAUAUGCUACACCAUGAAGACAAGAUCCAGGCCAAUUUCGUCGGCACCGGAACCAAAUCCAUGAGACAUUCUGUGGAUGAGUCCUUGCGAAAGCUUCAGCUGACUUAUAUCGAUCUGUUCUAUGUACACUGGUGGGACUUUACAACCUCGAUUCCGGAACUGAUGCAGAGUUUGAACCACCUCGUUGUGUCGGGAAAGGUAAACUAUCUCGGUAUUUCGGAUACACCUGCUUGGGUUGUGGUUAAGGCGAAUGCGUACGCGCGCCAGCAUGGACUACGACAAUUCUCUGUGUAUCAGGGAAAAUGGAAUGCCGCAAGACGAGACCAUGAAAGAGAUAUUGUUCCUAUGUGUGCUGAUGAGGGAAUGGGUCUGGCUCCGUACGCGACAUUGAACGCUGGAAACUUUCAGACUGUUGAAGGAUACAAAGCUCGCGAGAAGGUCAAUACUGGUCGGAAUUUUAUACCAGUCUGUGCGAGGGAUAAGCAAGUUGCGGCUAUUUUGGAGAAGAUCGCCAACAACCACAGUGAAGAUGUGACGCUAUUGAAUAUUGCGCUGGCAUAUAUUUGUCAUAAGGCGCCUUAUGUCUUUCCGAUUGUUGGUGGUCGGACGGUCGACCAUCUGAAAGGAAGCAUUCCCGGCCUAGCCGUCACACUGUCGCAGGAGGAGAUCGAUGAGAUUGAUACCGGGUAUGAGUUUGAUCAUGGAUUCCCUCAUAGUUUUUUGAGUGGCACUCUAUUUGACCUUUCCCACCCGAGAGGGGCUGCAGGUCCUGAGGAUGUGUGGUUGACCAAGCCAUGUGGUCCAUUUGACUGGGUCGAGCGUCCGAAGCCGAUUAAGCCCAAUCCGUCGGUAUAG